Messenger RNA from Rosa rugosa (rugosa rose), 5805 nucleotides. Its product is annotated as WRKY DNA-binding transcription factor 70-like. NCBI's taxonomy places the organism in Eukaryota, Viridiplantae, Streptophyta, Magnoliopsida, Rosales, Rosaceae. The transcript is spliced from 17 exons. Gene Ontology annotation, molecular function: DNA-binding transcription factor activity; sequence-specific DNA binding. The record is from RefSeq and is a predicted model, not a curated record. Bases 4699 to 5685 code for a protein of 328 amino acids. Gene Ontology annotation, biological process: regulation of DNA-templated transcription.
AGGGAGAGAACCAGAGUUCUCUGACCCGAAAGAGAGAGAGAGAGAGACGACCCGGAAGGGAAACCCGACCAGAGGGACGCCGUCCGGCCCCCCACUUCGGCGCACGGCCACCAGUAGCUUCGUCUCGUCGUCGCCGUCACGCCUGUGGCCUUUGAUCGCCCAUGCACCGUACGAGGAGGGAGACUCGACGGUGAGAAGCAGCGACUGCUCCGGCGAGUUUCUGCGAUUCCGGCCACCAUCUGGCCUGUAAUUGGUAUUAAACCUCAUCUCCUCUUCAUGGUAUACAUGCCUGUGUAAUUAGUUUUCAAAUUUGAUCACGUUUUGACGAUUUCGUUUCUGGGUUCAUCUCGGUUCUGCCGUGUUCUUCGUUACCGGCGACUUUUCCGGCUCUCCUUGGCUUGGUCUCGGCCUCAACUGCAACUGUAGACAAGGAAUUGGGCAGUUGGCUGGGUAGAUCACAUUGACAUCCUCAGUUCAUCAUCAGCCUAGUUUCCGCAAGGAGUUGUGUAGUUUGGUGGUUUGAGGAUUUCUUUGCAGAUUGUAGUACUUGAGGACUCCAGUUACCCGAGGAACGGAAGGUUCGCGACUCUCGGAGUACGUGAGAGAAAGCGUCGGAAUCCAGGUAGGGAUUCAGGACUCUCCUCGGUUGGUGAUUUUCUUAUAUAUUUUCUUAUCUACGUGAUGCAUGAUGAAAGUAUAUUGUUAGUUCAAAUUUAAUAUGUUUUUAAGUUAACGUGCGUAUAAGAUUUUGAUGGCGGUGUGUGAGAGCGGAAAGGUGGUCAAUGACUUCCUUGGGGAUUAGCCACCCCUAAACCUCCGGAGGGUUAGCUACACCGGUCGGAUGGUGCGUAAUCGCAAGGAUGACACGGUUCCGUGUGUGUAGCUAGUGUGUUAAGUUUGGCGCUCUGUGACUGGUAAGGUCAGAUGUUGGUUCUACGGAACCUGGCCAUCAGUUUGGAUGCAGGUAUUGUGCACUGGUGACGGGAUAAUAGCGGACGGAGCUGGGUGUGCAGAACAAAUUUGGUAAAUUACCUUUCUAUUCCUUGAACUUCGUACUCCGAGACUUGUGAACAGUCAACUGUGUGCCAAAUCUAGUCAUACUCUUGUUCUUUGAAGUUCGUACCAUCUGUGUGAACAUUAAAUCCAAGCUUUAGACGAAUGAAACGAAUUUUCACCUCAAAGGUAUUUGCAGCUUCCGCUGUGUUUUUACGAAAAGUUUUCAAACAAAAUGCCUAGCGGUUCUCUAGAAUGUAAAUUGAGCGUUCGGUUUAUGUUUUAGAGGCUCGCGGCACUGUGACGUGCUUAAGCUGGUGAGGUGCAGCUUGGGGCGUUACAGUAACAUAAAACAUAAAAGGUAGGAUUAAUUUAUUUCUUCAUCAAUUAACUUUAAUCUUCAUCUUCUGUAUUUUAUCUACGAAUUCUUUUGCAUGAUUUUUUCCUUUGAGAGAGCAAAUUCUUCUUCUUCUAAAAAAAAAAAAAAAAUCGAUUUUUCCUUGAUGAAGAUGGGAAAUAGUUUAGACACUAUUAAUGCCUUAUACGUGGAGCAUUCUAAUUUGCUGAGCCAAAGGGACAGGUGUCAAGGAUUUGGAAGCUUCAAAAUAAUUCGCUGAUCUAAAUUGAUGCUAAAAAUCAAAAUUAUACCGUGUCCAUUUUCUCAAUAUGGCGGAAUGAGAAUUUUGUUAUAUAAUUCUUAUAUAAAUCAAAUAGAGACAGAAAAAAAAUGGGGGGCAAAAACAUUAGAUUUUAAAGAGAAUUAGAGUAUGUUUUACUAAAAAAAAAAAAAAAAACGGAUAGCCGUCCUCACUUGUCUCUGUCCGCCCGCCAGUGUGCUUCAAUUAUACAUAUAUAAAGCGUCGAUGCACUGUUACACUGUUCUAAGUACAGUGGACAGUCGGUUUUACCCUCCGGUGUCUAGGGAAAUACGAAACUGCCAUUCAGGUCCUUUUUGACCCUGGAUGGAUAAGGAUUGAGAACUUCAGAGAGAGCUCAAUUAUUGGGUCUCAUAGAGAGCGAUAGAGAGAUCGGGUGGGUGUCAUAGAUUCAGAGGAAAUCGAUCGAGAGAUCGGGUGGGUGUCAUAGAGAGCGAUAGACACAGACAAAAAGAGACAGAGAGAGAGGUUAUUUGCUCUGCAACGCAAGCCCGAAGGAAUCAUACAUAAACCGGUAAGACAAACAGAUCGAAAUUCAUGAAGGUCAAAUUAACAACAAGAAAACCCAUCGCUUCAGCUUUUGGGUUUUGGUUUAUUUUCUGGACACAGAGAAAGAUAGAGCGAAGUAAACAGGGGAAGAAGGGGGAGAAGAAGAGGCCCUCCCUUCAAAAUGUCCAUCAGUAGUGUGGAGUUUGCCAUCGGAGGCUUAAUCGUGGAUACCAAGGUGUUCUAUGGCCAAGAAAGGUCUUUUGCUAUGGAUUUCUGUGUGCUUAGCUUUGCUAAUUGAAGAAGAUGAAUGGGAAAAUGAGCUCUUCUUCAGCUUCAGAAGGACGAUACUGGAUCAGUACGUCUGUGCUUAAAGGAAGGAGCUUUUUUUGGUGUUUGAGGGAAGUAGGAUUUGGCAAGUCUGAUAUAAAGAGAAUAAAGGUGAGGCUAGGGACGAUUAAGAAGAAGAGGAACGCUGUGCUGAAGUAUCUGAAGAAUAAUGUUGCUCAUCUUCUCAAGAUUGGCCUUGAUAUUAAUGUAUAUGGAGGGGUGGAGCUGGGAGCAGCACAGCAGUUCAAAAAGUCAUGCCUGCUGCUCUAGCAGAUAUGACAUAAAGGUUUUAUCAAGGUUUGAAGGAAUCACUACAAAGAAGUUAAGAACUAUGAGGACAACAGCAGCACUCCACUCAUAAUUAAAUGCAAUGAUCACAGAACUACACAUUUGGAAAAUAGAGGCUCCUCUUUUGUCUGCUCAUUAAGAAGACUGAGCGUUAUUUCACCAAGAUCAGAAGGAAAAAUAGGUAAACCGGAGCAAACAAAAGAUGAAGAAAUUAAGAAAUUUCAGUCAAAAGACCCACCGACUUCAAUAUCCUCAUCCGGGUAAGAGAAGUUGCAUGGAGCUGGCGCUAAAGAGUAGUUCAACCUUAUGUUGUUGCAGGAAAUAAGAGAAGUACAGACCAGUGGAGAGGCGUAGGCUACUGGAACCCAAAAUUAUAAGAAGCAAUUCGAAGGAUGCGCUAAAAUCUCAAAAAUGCUCUGGAGGACAUUUCAGUAUGCGUUUAAGUUUGAGAGGAGAGCGAAGAGUUGAGAGGAAUAAUAGAGACCCCAGUGCUCACCACGAUAUCAACUAUUGAAGCUUCAACGUGCUAGAACUAGAAGGAAUGAGGAUGACCCGUAUGAGAAUAUGGAUGCCAAAAUCAACUGGGCUUUAGAGCAGGCCUUCAAUUUGAAGCUUGAUUUCAGUGAGACUGGGGAUGAUUUUGUUGUUUUUCGAAGACUGAUGCCGGAAUGAUGCUCAGGUAUGUACUAGAGAAACUCAAAGAGGGUUACAUUGAAGGAUUUAUAAAAAAUGGUUGCAUGUAAAACCCUCCUUUGAUGCUCUUAGAUAUUCUGGUGUUGGCUUCUCCAGUUCCGAAAUCUGUUAUUGGAUAUUCAUGUGGAGUUUAGAGAGAAGUACAAGAAGGAACAUCCCAGCAACAAAUCGGGGAGAGCUCCCUACCCGGCCAAGGCAGAGAAGAGAGGUUGAAUAGAACAACAUGGAAGUUUAUAACAAGAAACGAGUGUUUCUGUUUUAAUUGUUAAUCUCUGGGAAAUAUUGGUAUGAUCACUGAACACUGUACAGUGGAAUCUGUUAAAGGGUUGAAAGUUGUGUCACUCUGUUGUGACUAUUUCAGUCACCAACAACAAAAGGCUACCUCCAAACUGACCCUCUCCUUACAACACAGCAAGAGUAGUAGAGGAAAUGAACUGCUUGAAGAUGGUUGUAGGUCAUGUGCUAUCUCUCACUAUUCUUGCAUUUUUUUGCAGUUUUUGUGCCCGUGAGGCAUAAGCUCCUCCACUGGUUGCUGCUUCGGAUUGUGAGAGAAUAAUUACCGUGCUUCGGGUGGUUUUGGGUUUAUAGUUAUCUCUCAAGGAAUGAGCUUUUCCUUUGUAAAGGUCUGAUUCUCAAUUUCUAACAAUGCAAGUAAUUUGAAUAUGUGUGUAUUUUUGAAUGAACCCUACAUUACAUGCAAGCAAUCUUCAUUGCUAUUUCAGUAGAAUGAAGUCAUAAUUAUUAAAUUAUAUCUUAACAAAAGCAAAUUCCGCGGCAAAGCGCGGCCAACUUUUCUAGUUAAUAUAAGUCAUGUAUGUCUCUUGGACAAUUAAAAAAGACAUUAUUAAUUGCUCCUGUUUUAAAAACCCCAAUUUUGAAGGGGAAGAAAUCUGCUGUUCCUAAUACCCUGUGCCAAACCUGUCCCCAUGCAUUCAUUGGUCCAUAAAGAUUAAGAAAAUAUUUUCUUAAUCUUUUGUUCCAUAUUUUAUUCUUUGUGGACCAAUGAAUGCAUGGGGACUGGUUUGGCACAGUAUUUUUGGGGACAGCAGAUUUCAUCCCAUUUUGAAGCGUCCAGAGUCCAGAGGGACGGGUGGAGCAAAUCAUGGUUAAAACUUAAUUAUAAGCAUCGCAAUUAUCUGUGUCGUUGAUGACGUUGAGCAGCCCCCUUGCGCUUGAGCCAAUUAAUAUAUUAUGUCAUCUAUACCCUAUAUAAGGAUCGUUUUGUACAACACAAAAAAGUUAAUCAGAAUAGAUGGAGUGUAGUAGUUGGCCAGUUGAAAGCGUGUGUUUGUCGAAUAGGCAGAGGGUACUGAAGGAAGAGCUGGUUCUAGGGCAUCAACUUGCGAAUCAACUUGGCAGGGUUGUUUCUAAUGGGGAUUUUAGAUCGGCCGAAGGUCUUGUUACGAAGAUUCUGAGCUCGUUCAGUAAUAGCCUUUCCAUCUUAAAUGGAAAUCAUGAGUCUGAGGAGGAGGAGGAGGAGCUUAAUAUUUCUCCUAUUCGAGCCAAUAAUAUUACUAUUGCUCCUCCUCCUUCUAUUCUAGAAUUGUCAUCUUGGGAUGCUCAUAAUGCUGUUGAGAGUGCUGCGUCCAUGGAUCUCAGAGGUUCUUUCAAGAGAAGAAAGAAGAUGACUUCACACGCAUGGUCCAGAGACAGUCCAGAUUUCAAUGACGACGGUCAUGCAUGGAGAAAGUACGGACAGAAACAGAUCCAGAAUGCUAUCCACCCAAGGAGCUACUUUAGGUGCAGUCAUAAGUACGAUCAAGGCUGCACAGCAACCAAGCAGGUGCAAAAACUCGACCAUUAUCCACAGCUAUUUCGGACUACAUAUUAUGGAAAUCACACAUGCACUAAAAGCUUCCUCAAAGCUCCUGAUUUUUUCUUGGAUACUACAAAUGCUACUCCUACAGAAGUGUCUAAUUCCAAGUUUAUGAUCAUAUAUAACUCAAACAACAGCCUCACAAAAAUUAAACAAGAACAGCCUUUGUUCUCAUCAACCAAGAACGAGCUCAUCAAGUCUAACCAUACGACUGGCAACAAGUUAUCAUCUAGUGAUUAUCUUGUGUCAUCUGGUACGGGGAUGGUCGGGCCCUCUGAACCCAUCAGCGGGCUGCCAUCACAGAUUGAGCUUGAUCGUAAAGGUAUGAUUGAUCUUGGGCAGAGAUGGGACGCUUAUUAUUUGAUGAAGAAAUUUUGCCUUAUGAACUUUGGUGAUGAAUGCAAGCGUACUUGGCUUUUGUAAUUUGUGUGUAGGAGUCGAAAAUUGGAAUCUUUCAGUUUUCUGGAGAGAAAAUAAAUCCAUAGACGCCAUGUUUAAUUAAGCAAUAAUUAAGCAACUUCCAGCCUGGAAGUUUGAGUAUGA